GCCCCACGGGGGCUGCUUGUCAAUCAGUGCCUUGUUUUCAGAUUCCAGCCUUGCUUUCCCCCUCCCUACCUCCGCUCUCUCAUGAAGCCUCCGAGAUACCUGGCUCCCCCAGCUGUGGUUGUUCAUCAACCCCCCAACCCUCACCCCCCACCCCCACCUGUCGCUCCAGUCUCCGUGGCUCCGUUCUACAGUGGGUCACCGAGCGACCGUCAGCCACCGUGCGCAGGUUCUCCUCUCCGGUACGCCGACCUCAGAGAGGCUGGUGGGCGGGUCGCUCUCUACAUAAGCAGGAGUGACGAGUGUGAUUGAACACUCUCUGCCGAGUCCCUGUCCCCCCAAGGCGGGCAGCUACCUCUCGCCCUCCAGUCACUGAGGGAACCAGAGGCGCGGAGCACAGGCAGGCUCCCAACGUGGGCAGGCAGCCGGGUUAGACUUGGAACGCGGGGGCAGAGUUUACACUGAAUCCCGGCAACAGGAGCCGGGGAUCCGGACCAGUGUGCCCGGGGUUGGAAGCCCGCCGCCCGCGAUGGCCCCCGCCGUCUGGCGGCUGCUGCUGCCGUGCCUGCUGUACCAGGGACUGGACGCCGCUGUCCGUCGGCCCCGCCGGGAGCUGAGCCCCGGACUGCACGGCGCCGGGCUCCGGGAUCCACGGGGUACGUACUGCCGCCGCCUGAGCUCCUGCUGCCCCGGCAGAGACGACGCCUGCACCGUGCCCUACAUCGACACCAUCUGCUACUGCGACCUGUUCUGUAACCGGACCGUGUCCGACUGCUGCCCCGACUUCUGGCAGUUCUGCCUCGGCACUCGGCCCCCCUUCCACAGCACGGACGGGUGUAUAAGAAAUGGGUUGUAUUAUCCCACCGGUGCCACCUACAGAGAGAACUGCAAUCUGUGCACCUGCAGCAAUGGGCACUGGGACUGUGAGCAGCACGCUUGUCUCAUCAACGAGGAGAUGAUCCGUAACAUCAACCACGGAGACUAUGGAUGGAAAGCUUCGAAUUACAGCCAGUUCUGGGGAUUGACUCUGGACGAAGGAAUCCAGUACCGGCUGGGUACCAGGCGGCCUUCGAGCACCGUGUUGAACAUGAACGAACUGAAUGUGCAAAUGGACAACAAUGACAUCCUGCCCAAGUAUUUCAAUGCAGCUGAUAAGUGGCCUGGAAUGAUCCACCAACCCAUGGACCAAGGCAACUGUGCUGCAUCAUGGGCCUUUUCCACAGCAGCCGUGGCGUCCGACAGAAUUGCCAUCCAGUCCAUGGGUCACGUGACAGCGGCCUUGUCACCCCAGAACCUGAUCUCAUGCAACAGGCGGAAACAGCAGGGCUGUCAUGGUGGGCGGAUGGAUGGUGCCUGGUGGUACCUGAGGCGUCGCGGGGUGGUGUCAGACAGCUGCUACCCGUUCUCUAGCUCGGACAGCCACCAGCUCGGGUUCCAGUGCAUGAUGUCCACUCGGUCUGCCGGACGUGGCAAGAGACAGGCAACGAUGCCCUGCCCCAACCCCUACAGCCACACCAACCAGAUCUAUCAGACCACUCCACCCUACCGCCUCUCCAACAACGAGAUGGAAGUGAUGAAAGAACUGAUGGAGAACGGGCCUGUCCAAGCCCUGAUGGAGGUACACGAAGAUUUCUUUGUGUACAGAAGCGGAGUUUACAGGCACACACCAGUGAUGACAGAGAAACCAGAGAAAUUUCGUAGACAUGGGACGCACUCAGUUAAGAUUACAGGAUGGGGUGAAGAGCAAGGAUACAAUGGACAGAUUCAUCAGUACUGGAUUGCCGCCAACUCCUGGGGGAGGAACUGGGGGGAGAAUGGAUUCUUCAAGAUAGCUCGGGGUGAGAAUGAGUGCGACAUUGAGACCUUCAUCCUCGGCAGCUGGGGUCGGGUAACCAUGGAGGACAUGCAUCGCAAGUGAGAAGCCCAGCAUCCCUGGCUGUGGCCCAAGGGACACUGAAAGAUCUCCAGUUUGGAAAAGACUCCUUCAUCAAGUUAACCCCUUUUCCUCAAUCUGCAACCUUCGGUAUUCAACAAUGAAACAAUUUUAAGUGGAUUGUAAUCAGCAGGUCAUGUCUGUCAGUACGUGUCAGGGCAGAGCUCUUGAAUUACCCAGAAAACGUCACUCCUUAUAAGAGACACUUGUGUGUGGAUGUGCUUCAGGAAAGCCCUCAGAGUAAUGAGCAACAAAAUGUGAACCUCUGGGUGUGGCACUGACCUGGUGUGACAGUGCUGUGGGGAGACAUCACUGUUCAUCCUGGUGACCAGUGCACCUUAGAACGAGAUUGGAAGUGCCUUCAGUCAUUAGUGCCCCGGUAUCCAUGGCGACUGGAAGUAUCACUCAUUCAGACCCUUCUCCCUCCCUGAUUGCUUUGGUUGGACCUGUGAACAGUGGGAGACUCUCCCAGGUGAUUUGGUUUGGGGACGUGACACCGUGCUGGGGAAGUUGUGGUAGCAUUGUGGAAAGUGGGGAAAGGGUGGCUCUGAACUGUUGCUCCUCCAAACAGGAGUCUCACAGCUGCUGGCGGAGGUUCCAGUUCAAAUCUGCAAUUUACGCUUGUGAAUAAUUACCAAUGCUUUUACCAUUUUUAUAUACUCUAUAAAGCCUAAAAUACACUGCAUCUUACACACAUACAUGCAUGAUGAAUUAAUAUUUCUCUAACUCAGGAAAAGCUGUGAUUUUAUAAAUCAGUCAGGGGAACAAGUGCCAAGAGAGCAGGGUAUCAAGGAAUGUGGAGCAAGGCAAGAAGCAUAGGUUUGAGGUGCAAAUCAAGAAUGAUCUAAUGAAAAGGCAGGAUGAGCUGGAGGGUGUGAUGCCCCCUCCUAUUCCUGAGGGGGGUCCUGCACAGCCUGGCUGAUAGCACGCAGGGGCAUCAGCGUCAGACAACAGAGGGGAUUUCAAGAAAGACACGAAGGAUAAGGAACUUUAUUUGGAGAGACUGGAGUGUCCCAGCUCGCUGUACUCAGAGCAGAAGUGGUAUGGGGAGGUGUUGAUAAAGGUGUUCAGCAUUAGGAAGGUUUUCCAAUGUCAGGAGGGUCCUAGAUUUAAGUAAACGGCAAAGCAGGGUAACGAGGAGAGUUUUGCAACUCUCAUGUCUGGGAUGGUGGUGGAAGCAAAUUCAACAAAAACUUUUAAAAGGGAAAUUAGACAAAAUACUCAGAAAGGAAGCACUUACAGGGGACUUGUGCUAACUGGAUGGCACUUUCAACAGCACAGGGGUUCAGCCUGCACCCUCCUGUCCUGUAGGAUGCUGUGACAAGCCGACAUGAUCUGGCACAGAGCGUAAUUCGAAUUCUGGAUUACAGAGGGAGUCGCAUCCAGUGCUGACUAUCCCCAGGCUAUGCCCAGUUUAUCUUGUUCACUGUUGCUUGGUUUCUUGACAAUCAGAUUUAUAUAAUUUUGCCACCUUUGAUAAACCUUGUUCUUGCUGAAACAAAAUAUCUAUUAUAAAUGCCAAAAUAAAAAUGUAGUUGAA
This is a messenger RNA of Pristis pectinata (smalltooth sawfish), 3470 nucleotides long. RefSeq names its product tubulointerstitial nephritis antigen-like 1 (gene tinagl1). The transcript has 12 exons. Gene Ontology annotation, biological process: proteolysis. Gene Ontology annotation, molecular function: cysteine-type peptidase activity. Lineage: Eukaryota; Metazoa; Chordata; Chondrichthyes; Rhinopristiformes; Pristidae. Gene Ontology annotation, cellular component: lysosome. Bases 527 to 1915 code for a protein of 462 amino acids. The record is from RefSeq and is a predicted model, not a curated record.